AGAUGAAGACGGUACGCAUUUUCAGAGGCAGCAGGUAUUUCAGAGUGUUCACAUGAUCAUGAAUCACACUUUACAAUUCCUCCUCAAGUGAAAGUGAAACUAAAAUCAGGAUCCAUUUUGAGACAAGAGCAGAUAUUACAUGAAGAGAGGAAUAUUCAACAAAUAUCAUAGUUUAUACUUGACUAAAUCUCUGAAUUGUCUGAAACAAUAAAUCAAUGGAUUGUGAAGCACUUUGUAGGUGAUAUUCUACUCAGUAAUGAGGAACAUCAACAGCUCGAGACUGUGUAAAAUCAACAUUUUAAAUGCUGUCAUGACCUCCAGAAAGAGUCUCUCUGGAGAAAGUCACACAAACACAAUGAAAAGUGUCAUUCAUGGGGAAUCUCCUGAAUCCAGCUGUGUGUCCAUGAAGAGUGACGGGUCAAUGAAUCCUCCACUUUUCUUCAGUUCAGGAGCCCCUUGUGCUGAUGUGAGUGUCGUUCAUGGAGAAUCUCCUGAAUCCAGCUGUGUGUCCAUGAAGAGUGACGGGUCAAUGAAUCCUCCACUUUUCUUCAGUUCAGGAGCCCCUUGUGCUGAUAUGAGUGUGAAUAGAGAUGAUGUGGCUGUAGACCUGCAGCAGGAUUCUCAUCCACCAGUAGAUGAUGUUCUUCAGAGAGCCAAAGACAAACACAAAACCAGCAUGAAGAACAAGUAUGAGAGCUUAUUUGAGGGAAUCAAACUGCACGAGAAUCAAACCCUCCUGAACAGGAUUUACACAGAGCUCUACAUCAUAGAGGGAGAGAGUGAAGGGGUGAAUGAAGAACAUGAGGUUUUACACAUGGAGAAAACACCCAGAAUGCAACUCUUUCAUGACACUCCAAUCUACUGCAAUGACAUCUUUAAACCUGAACCAGGAUGUGACGAGAAGAGAAAAGACAAAAUAAAGACUGUUCUUACUAAAGGCAUUGCUGGAAUUGGAAAAACAGUCUCGGUGCAGAAGUUCAUUGUGGACUGGGCUGAGGGAAAAGCCAAUCAGGAAGUAGAUUUCAUGUUUGUGCUUCCAUUUCGAGAGCUGAACUUGAUUAAAGAUGAGCAGUACAGUCUUCACAGACUUCUGCUGGACUUUCAUCCUGAACUUCAUGAUCUGGACUCAAAGAUUUAUUAUCAGUGUAAACUUGUGUUCAUCUUUGAUGGUCUGGAUGAAAGCAGAAUUCCACUGGAGUUUUCAGACAGUGAGAAAGUUUCUGAUGUGACUGAGACUUCAUCAGUGGGUGUGUUGAUGUCAAACCUCAUCAAAGGAGAUCUGCUUCCCUCUGCUCUCAUCUGGAUCACCUCCAGACCAGCAGCAGCCAUUCAGAUCCCCUCCAAAUACAUCAAGCGUGUGACAGAGAUUCAGGGAUUCAAUGAUCUUCAGAAGGAGGAAUAUUUCAAGAAGAGAAUCAGUGAUGAACAUCAAGCCAGCAGAAUCAUCUCACACAUUAGAAGAGCAAGAAGCCUCCACAUCAUGUGCCACAUACCAGUGUUCUGUUGGAUCUCGUCCACUGUGCUUCAAAACAUCUUGAAACAAGAUGACAGUGCAGAAAUCCCUCAAACUCUGACUGAAAUGUACAUCCACUUCCUGCUCAUUCAGAUCAAUAUGAGGAAUCAGAAGUAUGAAGAGAAACCCCUGCAGUCACACAGAGAAGUGAUUGUGAAACUUGCUGAACUGGCUUUCAAACAGCUGAUGAAGGGCAAUGUCUUGUUCUAUGAGGAGGACCUGAAAGAGAGCAGCAUAGAUGUCACUGAUGCCUCAGUGUAUUCUGGGAUCUGCACUGAGAUCUUUAAGGAGGAAUCUGUGAUUCAUCAGAGGAAAGUCUUCUGCUUCAUUCAUCUGAGCUCUCAAGAGUUUCUAGCUGCUCUAUACUUGUUUUACCAUUAUGUAAUCAAAAGUGUUGACACAUUGCAGUUUUUCGAUGUAGUGCACAGUCUGCAUAUAAACACAGUAGAUAAAGCCCUUCAGAGUGCAAAUGGACACCUGGAUCUUGUCCUGCGAUUCCUGCUGGGCAUCUCACUGGUGUCCAAUCAGAGACUGUUACAGGAUCUACUGACACACACAGAGAACAGCUCAGAGAGCAUCAAGAAAACCUCACAGUACAUUAAAGACACAAUCAAGAAUGGCAAACAUCUCUCCACUGAAAGAUCCAUCAAUCUGUUCUUGUGUCUGCUGGAGAUGAACGAUCAGACUCUGUCCAGAGAGAUUCAGGAGUUUGUGAAAGCAGACAAACACUCAGAGAAGAAACUCUCCCCUGCUCAAUGUUCAUCAAUCGCCUACAUGCUUCAGAUGUCAGAGGAGGUGCUGGAUGAGCUGGACCUGAAGAAAUACAACACAUCAGAGGAGGGCAGAAGACGACUGAUUCCAGCUGUGGGCAACUGCAGAAAAGCUUUUCUUCCUGUCUGUAAUCUCACUGGUCAGAGCUGUGAAAUUGUGGCUUCAGCUCUACAAUCAUCAAACUCCCUGAGAGAGCUGGACCUGAGUAACAAUGACCUGCAGGAUUCAGGAGUGAAGCUGCUCUCUGAUGGACUGAAGAGUACAAACUGUACACUGGAGAUACUGAGAUUAUCUGGCUGUAUGGUGACAGAAGUCGGCUGUUAUUAUCUGGCUUCAGCUCUGAGAUCAAACCCCUCACACCUGAGAGAGCUGGAUCUGAGCUACAAUCACCCAGGAGAAUCAGGAGUCAAGCUGCUCUCUGAGAGACGCAACGAUCCAAACUGCACACUGGACAAACUUUAUGUGGAUCAUGGAGGAGAGUUCAUGAUUACAGCAGGACUACACAAAUAUUUCUGUGAUCUCACACUGGAUUCAAACACAGCACACACUGAACUCAUUCUGUCUGAGGGGAACAGGAAGGUGACAUGUGUGAGAGAGUGUCAGUCAUAUCCGGAUCAUCCAGAGAGAUUUGAUGUGUAUCAUCAGGUUAUGUGUAGAGAGAGUCUGACUGGACGCUGUUACUGGGAGACUCAAUGGAGUGGAAAUGGUGCUGAUGUAUCAGUGUCAUAUAAAGGAAUCAGCAGGAAAGGAGGGAGUUAUGACUGUUGGUUUGGAUUCAGUGUAAACUCCUGGAGUCUGUGCUGUUCUGAUGACAGAUUCGCUGUCUGUCACAAUAAUAACAGAACUGUCAUACGUCCCCCUUCACACGGCUGUAAGAGAGUAGGAGUGUAUGUGGACUGUCCGGCUGGCACUCUGUCCUUCUACAGCGUCUCUGACACACACACACUCACACACUUACACACAUUCAUCACCACAUUCACUCAACCCCUCUAUGCUGGAUUUAGAGUUUAUUCUGAUUCCUCAGUGUGUCUGUGAACAUCAGAGACACGCACAACUGGGUGAGUGAAAUAUACUCACUGUAUCUCACAUCAACACAACUGCAAACUCUUUCUAGAAAUCAUUUAAUGAAUCGUCAAAUAAACAAAAUCUCUCAUCAA
Myxocyprinus asiaticus (Chinese sucker) is the source of this 3441-nucleotide messenger RNA. Its product is annotated as NACHT, LRR and PYD domains-containing protein 12-like. Gene Ontology annotation, molecular function: protein binding. Lineage: Eukaryota; Metazoa; Chordata; Actinopteri; Cypriniformes; Catostomidae. The transcript is spliced from 10 exons. Bases 257 to 3319 code for a protein of 1020 amino acids. The record is from RefSeq and is a predicted model, not a curated record.